ACGAACGAUUGUAGCAACAAAUGAUGAUCGCCUUUGUAGCUUUGACCGUGUUUGUACAGAGCGUGUUUGCAGGUAACCUGGUGGAUGUUUUACAGCACAAUGGUGAGACGACGUUGAUUUCACUUGUGAAACAAGCAGGUCUGGCUGAUGCUCUGCUGUCAGGAGAAUACACCAUAUUUGCUCCAACAAAUGCUGCUUUCUCCAAACUUCCCCAGUCCAUCCUUGAUGGUUUACAGAGGGAUACCACCGCUUUGGCAAAUAUCCUAAAGUACCACGUGGUCAAAGGCUCCAUUCACAAGGCCGAUGCAUCCAAUGAGCUUCAGUUAGAGACUUUGGCAGGAACCAAAAUCAGAUUUAACAUCUAUAAUCACAAUCACGUGGUGACAGUAGAAGGAUCCAAAAUCACACACUUUGACCUGACCGCCUCAAAUGGAAUGGUGCACGUGAUUGACACUGUGAUGAUGCCUCCUACAGGAAGCAUUGUGGAUUUGGUGGCCGGCAACAGCCACCUGAGUACUCUAUUGUCUCUGGUGCAAUCAGCAGGAUUGGCAGGGGCAUUACAAGGAGAUGGUCUAACAGUGUUCGCACCAACCGAUGCUGCAUUCAAUAAACUCGACACUCAUGUUUUGGACAAUCUUAAAAGUCACCCACAGCUUCUUAAAGAAAUUCUGGAGUACCACGUCGUUCCUCACACUGAAUACUCAGCUGGAUUGUACAACCGGGAACACCUCAGAACUCUUGAUUCUCACCAUGACAUCAUCAGACUAGGAGUCAGUAGUACUAAUGGUGUUGUUCUUAACCACAAAUCUCAUGUGACACAAGCCGACAUCAGCGCCACCAAUGGUGUCGUACACAUCAUAGAUCACCAACAAAUGAUGAUCGCCUUUGUAACUUUGACCGUGUUUGUACAGAGCGUGUUUGCAGGUAACCUGGUGGAUGUUUUACAGCACAAUGGUGAGACGACGUUGAUUUCACUUGUGAAACAAGCAGGUCUGGCUGAUGCUCUGCUGUCAGGAGAAUACACCAUAUUUGCUCCAACAAAUGCUGCUUUCUCCAAACUUCCCCAGUCCGUCCUUGAUGGUCUACAGAGAGAUACCACCGCUUUGGCAAAUAUCCUAAAGUACCACGUGGUCAAAGGCUCCAUUCACAAGGCCGAUGCAUCCAAUGAGCUUCAGUUAGAGACUUUGGCAGGAACCAAAAUCAGAUUCAACAUCUAUAAUCACAAUCACGUGGUGACAGUAGAAGGAUCCAAAAUCACACACUUUGACCUGACCGCCUCAAAUGGAAUGGUGCACGUGAUUGACACUGUGAUGAUGCCUCCUACAGGAAGCAUUGUGGAUUUGGUGGCCGGCAACAGCCACCUGAGUACUCUAUUGUCUCUGGUGCAAUCAGCAGGAUUGGCAGGGGCAUUACAAGGAGAUAGUCUAACAGUGUUCGCACCAACCGAUGCUGCAUUCAAUAAACUCGACACUCAUGUUUUGGACAAUCUUAAAAGUCACCCACAGCUUCUUAAAGAAAUUCUGGAGUACCACGUCGUUCCUCACACUGAAUACUCAGCUGGAUUGUACAACCGGGAACACCUCAGAACUCUUGAUUCUCACCAUGACAUCAUCAGACUAGGAGUCAGUAGUACUAAUGGUGUUGUUCUUAACCACAAAUCUCAUGUGACACAAGCCGACAUCAGCGCCACCAAUGGUGUCGUACACAUCAUAGAUCACGUUCUUAUUCCAGCUCGUCAUCAUUUUUCUUCGAUAUUAGGAAGAAAGUAAUCUGAACAAACCAAAUGAACAUUUUGGAACUACUGUCUCUUUUAAUUUAUUACAUGUUGUGAAUGAAUGUAAAUGUGUUUGUCAUCGAAUAGCUUGUUGUUACGUAUUGACUGAAAACGCUAUAAAUCUGCAAUAAACAUUAACAAAACAGAAAA
Molecule: messenger RNA, 1924 nt
Organism: Magallana angulata
Lineage: Eukaryota; Metazoa; Mollusca; Bivalvia; Ostreida; Ostreidae
Product: transforming growth factor-beta-induced protein ig-h3-like
Exons: 12
Coding region: 21-1769 (582 amino acids)
Biological process (GO): cell adhesion; extracellular matrix organization
Cellular component (GO): extracellular matrix
Molecular function (GO): cell adhesion molecule binding
Source: RefSeq, a predicted model, not a curated record